AGGUUUCAAUUAACUAUGGGAAGUCCAGAAGAUCAUGACGGGGGUGAGAGCGUAGAUGGCGCCCGCGUUCAACGAGCGUGUGAUGCUUGUCGCUCGCGUAAAAUCCGUUGCGAUCGUGGCACGCCAUGCUCAAAUUGUCGAAGCAGCCGCCUGACUUGCGUUACUACUGCUUCGGCCCAGAAACCCCAGCGGCAGCGGGUACACAUCUCGGACGCAUACGAGAAGAAGAUUGACCGCAUCGAAGACCGCCUUGCCGGCAUAGAGCACGUAUUGGAAAAGCUCGCUACCAGGCUAAGCAAUGUUGACAUCUCCCAUGAUGUACUAGAACCUGCUUCUCAAGCAAAGUCCCGGAUCAGCAGCGGCCGGAGUGCUUCGGAAACCAACGCUGGCACCCCUGCCCCCUUUGAGGGCGAAACAACACUGAAUCGCCAGAGCGUGUUCGCACGUGAGCUCCUGGAACAGGCCGUUGGAAGCACCCCAUCAAUGGAACAAAAUGCUGAUAUCAAAGAUGCCUUGAGCUCCUUGCAAGAUAUGGUCACUAGACAAGGGCAUUAUACUAAUGCAAUUCCUGCCUCAUUUUCUCAGCCUUAUUUUAAUCGUAGUCUCGCUGAUAUAGAUGCGACUAAACUGGAAAUCCCGCCUUGGGAUGUUGCGAGCGAAGUGCUCGACAAAGGCUCGGUGUAUCCAACAAUGAGCUUCGCCAUCGUCUUUCCGUUCCUAUCCAUGAAGAACAUGAAAGCUGGGUUGAAAGAGACUUAUGACAAUCUAGGCGAAGCUUCGGUUGGCUCCAGAUUGCUGCUCUUCGGCGUGCUAUACAACCUGUUUCUCGAGUUUGCCUCUUACCCUGUCCUAGAACCACGAGUGCAAGGUUAUCGGAGAUAUGCGAUUACCUGCAGAACGCAGAUGGAAAUUGCCAUGAGCCAACUGGAUAUAUACUUGCCCCCAUCGUACGAUAACAUUCUUGCCCUGCUGAUUGGCUCAGCCUACGCUAUUGAAAUGUGCAAGCCCUCGCUAUGUUGGAUACUGAACAGCAAUGCUGCUCAAUUGUGUCAGGUACUGGGCUACCAUCGUAUCCAAACCAUGACCAAUGACACAGAAGAAGAGCGUAACGGCAAGAUCCACAUCUUCUGGUUCAUUUACCUCAUGGACAAAACUCUAUCUCUACGUCUCGGUCGCGCUUCUGUGAUCCAAGACUGGGACAUGAGCCUCCCUUACCCAGUAGUGGACCAUGACCACGAAAGAUUCAGCGCCCUCGUCCAGAUGGGCAACAAAGGCAACAGCAUGUUACUGUACUGGAUAAAAGUCGCCCAAAUCCAAGGAAAAACAUACGAAAAGCUCUUCAGCCCAGCAGCCUUUUGCAAAUCUCCUGAGGAGCGAGCGCAAACUGCAAAGGAGCUUGUGGAAGAGAUGAACCACAUCUGGGCUGAGCGCGGCGAGGCAAGUGUUUUCGAUCUAUUCUUCGUCGAGGGGUGGAAGUCGCCCGUGCAAGAGGAAGCUAUGCUUUCGCCCUUGGCAUACUUGGGACUGCCUCCUGACCCCAACAUGCUACGGUUGCCUUCAAGACGGGACCAUGCUGAUAAUGUGCGCUCGGCGUUGACGAAGCAUUCGGGUCCCGUGGGGAAAGAUGUCAAAGGCGCUUUCGCGGAUAUCGGAGAUAUAUUCUACCUCGCAGACGUAGUAGUACACUACUCCACCUGCGCGCUCAUCCAACGCGCCGUCAGCCCCGACAACGUCACCUUCAACCAAGAAUGCCUCCAGUCUGCGCGCGCAGCGCUGAUCGCGCAUCAGCGGUGUCACAAGCAGUUUAACAUCCAGGGAAAUGAGGAUCUCUGGUCCGGCUACGUCCACUGGUCAAUCCUCCAAGCCCCCUUCACACCCUUCAUAGUAAUCUUCUGCAACGCCGUCCUACACUGCGACCCAACCGACCUCUCCUCCCUCGCCGACUUCGUCCAAAGCCUAGAGUCGUGCCGCACCGUCUCGGAAGGCGCAGACAAGCUCUACAAAAUGUGCUACCUCUUCCUGCAAGUCGCCAAACUCUACGUCGACGCCAAAACCAAAGAGUCGGUGGCGUCCACACCGAGUAUGACGGCGGAGCGCAGAGCGAGAAACGCCAGUGCCGGCAGCGAGGCUGGGUUCGAAGCCGCGGGGACAGGUAUUUCGGGAGGAGGAGCCGCGGGAAUGAGACAGGGGGGUUCGAGUACGGCGACGACGUUGAAUGCUAUCGGGCAGUUCGAUCCGUAUCUCAGCGCUCUGGGGCUCAUGCCUAACCCCGCUUGGCCUAACAUGUCCACGUUCCCGUCUUUAAAUGACGACGGUGGUAUGACGCCUGAAAGCUCGUUUUCGCAGCCGCAUCAGCAGCAGCAGCAGCAGCAGCAGGGCUUUGAUGUAGGUGGGGUCGGGUUACAUGGGGGUACUGGUGGCGGCGGGGGUGGUGGGAAUGGGCUACAGGACUGGUAUUCGGGGAGUCGGUAUCUGAUGAAUCUUAUGGAGGAUGAUAUUCAGAUGCCUGAUUUGGGGUUUUGAGGGAAGGGGAAGGGGGGAUGGGCGUUAUGAGUGACGGACUGUCGUCUUCCUUCUAAAGUGUUUUUAUAUUCGGGGUUGUUUUGUUAACAUGUAGUUUGUAGUUUUUAAACUUUGUUCCCCUCUCUUCGACCUUUGAGGGUUUGAUAACAAUGGGAUAACGACGGUCGAUGAAACCCAAAAGGUUGCUGGAGAACGCCCUCCCUAUAUAACCCACCCACUCACCCAAGAGAAACCAAGAACAAAGUAAAAGAGAAAAAAUAAAGACGCUCAAAUACCCACGUCCCCAUCUAUCUCUCCUCACCCUCCCCUCAAAACCCCCCAAACCGCCCUCCCAACCAUCCCCACCCACAUAACCCCCAAACCCACCACAAAACCAACCCCCCAAAUCCAUCUAACAACCCUCGCAACCGUCUCCCACCCCAUUCCCUUGUGUCCACCCUUAUCCCCUCCCUCACCACUCUCCCCCUCGCCCUCCAAACUCCCCGCAACCAACCCCACCACAAAAAAAUGCCACACCCCCAACACCCCCAACCCAAUCCAAAACCCCGCUCCUCCUCCCCCUCCACUCCCCCAAAACACUUCCUCCCCAUCCCUCACCACGCCACCACCAAACACAGCCGAAGCAUGUCGACUCCCAAGGACAGUCCAGACCCGGAUAACAGGCUCCACGACGCCGUUUUGCAGAAUCGCGGUAGAGACGUAGAUUGUGAGCGCGAGAACGGCGAUUGUCAAUAACUGCGCGAGACCGCGC
This is a messenger RNA of Periconia digitata, 3274 nucleotides long. NCBI's taxonomy places the organism in Eukaryota, Fungi, Ascomycota, Dothideomycetes, Pleosporales, Periconiaceae. The record is from the annotation of a GenBank genome assembly.